Molecule: messenger RNA, 3684 nt
Organism: Babjeviella inositovora NRRL Y-12698
Lineage: Eukaryota; Fungi; Ascomycota; Pichiomycetes; Serinales
Gene: SMC3
Product: cohesin subunit
Exons: 2
Coding region: 34-3588 (1184 amino acids)
Biological process (GO): mitotic sister chromatid cohesion
Cellular component (GO): chromosome
Molecular function (GO): cohesin loader activity; ATP hydrolysis activity; ATP binding
Source: RefSeq, a predicted model, not a curated record
CACUUCUUCCUUACACUUUCCUCUUAAACCACAAUGCACAUCAAAAAGAUCGUCAUCCAGGGGUUCAAGACCUACAAAAACACGACCAUCAUCGACCGCUUCUCGCCCACACACAACGUCGUGGUGGGGCGUAACGGGUCGGGGAAGUCCAACUUUUUUGCUGCCAUCCGCUUUGUACUUUCCGAUGCCUACACUCACAUGACUCGCGAGGAGCGCCAAGGGUUGAUCCACGAAGGCUCCGGGACGGUGAUGUCCGCGUAUGUGGAGAUUGUAUUUGACAACGCGGAUCGGCGGUUUCCGAUCGCAAAGGAUGAGGUGGUUAUUCGGCGCACAAUCGGGUUGAAAAAGGACGAUUAUUCGCUUGAUGCGCGCGCGUCGUCUCGUGCGGACGUGAUGAAUUUGUUAGAAAGUGCGGGCUUCUCGCGCUCUAACCCGUACUAUAUCGUACCCCAGGGGCGUAUUACGUCGCUUACGAACUCCAAGGACGCUGAGCGCCUCCAGCUAUUGAAGGAGGUUUCUGGGGCAAACAUCUUUGAGGUGCGGUUGAAGGAAUCCACCAAGGAGAUGGGCAGCUCGAACAAACGCCGCGCAAAAAUUGACGAGAUGUUGAGUUUCAUUGAGGAGCGCUUGCAGGACUUACAGGUGGAGAAGAACGAGUUGAAGAGCUUCCAAGCGUUGGAAAAGGACAAAAAGGUGCACGAGUUUGCGCUCUUCGACCGCGAGUUCUCCGAGUUGAACAACAACAUCGAGGCUCUUGAGAUCAACUACGACGAAUUGUUGCAGGCGUCGACUCAGGACUUGUCUGAGCUUGAAAAGAGGGAGGUUCUUGUGCAAAAGUUGGCGGAAGAUAUUUCUGCCUCGAAGCUCAAACAAAAUGUGCUAAACGUGGACAAGGAGCAGGCGGACGCAGAUAUUAACCAACUUCUCCAGACGAUCGCCGAGAAGGGCGUUGCCGAGAACGAGAUGCAGCGCGCGGUGGCGGCCGAUGAGCGCGACACGCGCAUGGCACAGUCGAGCCUCUCUCAGUUGGAAACCUUAAUCAACGCGCGUGAGACCGCGUUGGCGCAGCAGAAGCCCGAAUUCUCCGCCCUCACCGCUGAGGAGCGCGUGACUUCCCUGCAACUUUCCCUCCUCAAAUCACGUCAGCGGGCGCUUUACUCAAAACAGAGCCGUUUCUCCAACUUCAAAACCAAGGCCGAGCGGGACCAGUGGUUGGAAAGCAAAAUCAGCGUGGUCAAUGAAAAGAUUGCCGUUCGUGAGGAACAUAUCGCGAAGCUAACUGCUAACCAGGCCGCCGCGAAGGCAGAACUUGCCCAAGUAGAGGCCAAGACAGAAGAGCUCGAUCAGGCGCUCAACGGCAGCGACACGCGGCAAGAGAUUACCGCGCUCCAGCAGCGAGUCUCGGCAUUGAAACAGGAGUAUACCGUGUUAGUGGAUGCGCGCAAGGCUUUGUGGCGUGAGGAGGUGCGCGAGAAAUCAAUUUGUGAGUCACUCACUACAGAGGCGAAAAAGGCGCAGCAGCUGGUAGCACAGACGAUGGACCGUGCACAGGCCGCGGGGCUCGCUGCGGUGAAGCGUAUCGCAUCACGUCUCAACCUUGCGGACGCAGUGUACGGCCCCCUUGGCGAGUUGAUCGAGGUAAACGAGAAGUACAAGACGGCAGUGGAGGUGGUUGCGGGAAACUCGCUUUUCCAUAUGGUGGUUGACUCGGAUAAAACCGCACAGAUUCUUAUGGACGAGUUGGUGCGAGAGCACGCGGGGCGUGUGACAUUUAUGCCGUUGAACCGACUCCGGGCGCAGGCUACGGAGUUUCCGCCAUCGAGUGAGGCGGUGCCGUUGAUCCGCAAGCUCGGCUAUGUGCCCGCGGUGGCACGCGCCGUGGAACAGGUGUUUGGCAAGACGGUCGUGUGUGUGUCACUAGAGACUGGUGCCGAGCUUGCGCGCGCACACAAACUCAGUGCGAUCACGUUGGACGGUGAUCGUGCCGACAAGAAGGGGGUAUUGAGCGGGGGGUUCCGCGAUCACCGGCGCUCGCGCAUCGACGCGUUGCGUACCCAGACACGGCGCAACACCGAGCUUGAGACGUGCCGUGCGCGGCUUGCGGAACUUGCAACGCAGAUCACCACGAGUGAUUCGCAGAUCACGCGUGCGAGUAGUGAGUUACAGGCGCAGGAGCAGAUCUUGAACGAAAAGAUCGCCGCGCGUGAGCCACUCGCCGCGCGUAUCCGUGCGGCCAAGAACACCAAGAACACGCUCCACGCGGACUUGGACGCGCUCGCGGUGCGCUUGGAGGCGUUCGCGACUGCCAAGGCAGUGUUGGUAGAACAGGUGCGCCAGCACAUGGAGGAGCGCACGUCGCCGUUCCAGACCGCACUCACGGAGGCGGAGCGCGCGCAGCUCGUGGAGACCAGCAGUGAGAUUGCGCGCCUUGAGGCAAACCUCGACGGUGUUGUUACGAAGCUAGCAACUUUGGAGGCACUGGUGUCAGAGGCAGAGUCGGAGUUGCACGAUAACUUGCUUCCACGACGUGACGAGUUGGUGGCCAAGCUCGUUCGUACAGGUGCCCAGCCGGCGCACGUUGCAACGGAAUUGGCACACGAGUUACAGAUGCUUCAUGCGCGCGUCGAGGAAUUACAGCAGGCGGCAGCCGAGAUGGCGCAAGGGUUGGAGGACACCACCCGUGCGGUCACCGAGCGCGAGAGCCAGUUGGCGCGUGCGAACGACCAGCAAGCGCUCAUUCUCACGAAGCUCGAGAAGUUCCAGAAAACGUCCGAGCACACGUUGGCCAAAAAGUCGCUCUUGACCGCGCGCCGCGACGAGCUCCAGAAGAAGAUCCGCGAGUUGGGGGUCCUUCCGGAGGAGGCGUUCCAGCGCCAUAGCCAAAUGGACGCAGAUAGCUUAUUGCAUAAGUUACACGCCAUCAAUCAGGAGCUUGGAAAAUAUAGCCAUGUGAAUAAGAAGGCGUUGGAGCAAUUUCUCAACUUUACGAAACAGCGCGACACGUUGGUAGAACGGCGAGCGGAAUUGGAGACAUCUAAUGCAGCGAUUGAGGACUUGAUUCACGUUUUAGAGCAGCGCAAGGGUGCGGCGAUCGCACGCACGUUUGCGCUGGUGUCUCAGAGCUUUUCGGAGAUUUUCGAGAAAUUGGUCCCAGCGGGUACCGGGAAGCUUAUAAUGCAGCGCGAGGACGAUGAGAGCGACACGGUCGAUUCGUAUACCGGAGUGGCCAUUUCUGUGUCGUUUAAUUCGAAGAGCGACGAGCAGCAGCGGAUUGAGCAGUUAUCGGGGGGGCAAAAGUCGUUGUGCGCGAUUGCGUUGAUUCUUGCGAUCCAAAAGUGCGACCCUGCGCCGUUCUACCUUUUUGAUGAGAUUGAUGCGAAUCUUGACACACAGUAUAGAACGGCCGUUGCAGCAUUGAUUCAUGAGUUGUCUGCAAACGCACAGUUUAUUUGCACCACUUUCCGCCCGGAAAUGUUGCAGGUCGCGGAUAAAUUUUAUGGAGUGAUGUUUAACAACAAGGUGUCCACGGUGUCGGAGAUUGUCAAGGAGGAGGCGAUGACGUUUAUUGAUGGACAGCAACAAAAAUAAGCCGAGAUGCUGUGCGCUUCAAUUUAUAAUUAAAUGAAGGAUCGAUUUUUUUUUUUGGUUUUUUUUCUUCUUAAAAUCUACAAGAGAUUAGGUAAU